Molecule: messenger RNA, 2342 nt
Organism: Aethalodelphis obliquidens (Pacific white-sided dolphin)
Lineage: Eukaryota; Metazoa; Chordata; Mammalia; Artiodactyla; Delphinidae
Gene: DGAT2L6
Product: diacylglycerol O-acyltransferase 2 like 6
Biological process (GO): lipid metabolic process
Cellular component (GO): endoplasmic reticulum membrane
Source: RefSeq, a predicted model, not a curated record
ACCCUAUGAAGCAGGUACUAUUAUUAUCCCCAUUUUACAGUUGGGGAAACCAAGGCACGGCAGUUUGCCAACUUGUAAGUGGCAGAGCUGAGAUCUAAACCCUAGCUAUCUGGCUCUGAAGUCCAUGCCUUUAGCCGCUAGAUUGCCUCCCAACAACAGAUCUAGAGAGACAGAGCGAUUCCCCCACAGCGUCCGGGGAGGAACUUGGCAGAGCCAGGACCGAAAGCCAGGUCUGCUCUCUGUGCAAUGCUUCUCCCACUGGCCACUGGUACAGAACCCCUGGGAACAGAGGCACAAGGAGGGAUCUGAGAAGUCUAGAUAUUCAUGCAGAAGAAGGCUCUAGUCGACUAGGUGGCUCUCAGCAGAAGACAGGAGGAGUCAGAGAGCAUCCACCAGGGCAGACUGCUUUUCAGAGAUCCUAUUUGAGGCCUAAGCCAUUCCCUUUUCCUGCACUAAUAUAUCAGGGACCCCUCCUCACACACACACACACACACACACACACACACACACACACACAGGGCGCUAGAACCAGCCCGAGGCAAUUGAGCACCUGUGGGGAAAGGAUGCAUAUUAGAGAGAUUAGAAAGUAUGAUCUAAAGCCUGGUGUGUGCAUAGGAAGUUGUGGGGAGAGAACAGGGAAGACUGGAGAAAAGGCUAAAACCUCCAGCAGAUAAAGGGACUCAGUGAUGAGAUUAAAGCAAAGCACCUGCAAUCAGCUCAGCUCUGGAGGCACCAGCCUUCUUAUCACAACAGAACAGCACCAUGGCCAUGGCCUUCCUCUCCCAUCUGGAUCUUCAGGAAAGCCUCCAAACACUCUCUGUUUUGCAGUGGAUCCCAGUCUAUGUCUUUUUAGGAGCUAUUCCUAUUCUUCUUAUACCCUACUUUCUGGUGUUCACUAAGUUCGGGAUGCUGUCCGUGCUCGCCUUAGCCUGGCUCUCCUAUGAGAACACCCACAGUCAAGGUGGUAGGCGUUCAACUUGGGUACGAAACUGGACCCUCUGGAAGUAUUCAAAUUACUUCCCAGUAAAGCUGGUGAAGAUUCAUGACCUCUGUCCCAAACACAACUAUAUCAUUGCCAACCACCCCCAUGGCAUUCUCUCUUAUGGUGUCUUCAUCAUCUUUCCCACUGAGGCCACUGGCUUUGCUCGGAUUUUCCCAGCCAUCACUCCUUAUGUACGGACCUUGGAAGAGAUCUUCUGGAUCCCAAUUGUGCGAGAUUAUGUGAUGUCAAUGGGUGUGUGCCCAGUGAGUGAGUUGGCCUUGAAGUAUUUGCUGACCAAGAAAGGCUCGGGCAAUGCUGUGGUUAUUGUGGAGGGUGGAGCUGCUGAAGCCCUCUUGUGCCACGCAGGAGCCUCUACCAUCCUCCUUAAACAGCAUAAAGGUUUUGUGAGGUUGGCACUGAAGACAGGAUCAUACCUUGUUCCCUCCUAUUCCUUUGGAGAGAAUGAGGUUCACAAUCAAGAGACCUUCACUGAGGGCACGUGGCUAAGGUUCUUCCAAAAACCUUGCAGGACAGAAUCAAAAAAAACCCUGAGACUAAGUUUCUGUACCUUCCACGGCCGGGGCCUCACUCGAGGAUCCUGGGGCUUCUUGCCUUUCAAUCGGCCCAUUACCACUGUUGUUGGGGAGCCCCUGCCAAUUCCCAAGAUUAAGAAGCCAAACAAAAAGACGGUGGACAAGUACCACACACUCUACAUCAGGACCCUGUGCAAGCUGUUUGACAAAGUACAGUAUGGCCUCCCUGAGACCCAGGAGCUGACAAUCAUAUAACAGGAGCUGGAUUUCCCCAUUAUUGAACCCCCAACGCAUUAAGGGAUCCAAGUAGGGCCACAUGGAAAGUAGAAUCUGGGGAGAGGGGGAGAUCUCAGGGUUGAGUGAGGAGGCCAACCAAGCCAGAAAGUACUUAAUGAGUCCAGCUUACAGGAAGGAACCAGAGGGAUGGAGAAGAGUGGGCAACAACCCAGUUUAGUAAGCAGAGUCUUGUGAGUCCACAGAUAUUUUCUGCCUCCCUGACUCCAGCCAACUCUGAUCAGAGGAAUGAGAAGUUAAAGAACACCAUGCCCUUUCCUCCUGAGCCUUAGUGACACCAUCACUAUUUAGGUUGAAGCUUAGAAGCCUUGUUGAGAACAAGGAUGGUUUGUUUCCUCCUAGGCCCUUGGCCCUUGCCUUACAAUUUGGGGGCCACCACAAGGUAAACCAGGGACCUGAGCUAUGCUUUCCUGAUCCAAAGCAGACACGACUCCCUCAGCUGUGUUACAGUUCUACACUGCCAAAAACUUUAUUAAAAAUAAUUAUGCCAUUUCUUCUAUAAAAAUAAAGCUCUAGGGGCUUCCCCAGUGGCU